UCUCCGGUUUUCAUUUUAGAUGGCAACUUGAGUGGAAUGUAUUGCGAUUAUUUUCUGCCGUCGGAGCAACAGCAGCAGCAGCAACAUUAUCAUCCCAGCGCAGGAGGAAGAGGAAUGCCGAAAAAAUCGGAACCGGGUGAGUUCAGCGGACCGGGAAGUCGUAGUAAAAAGAUGAACAAGCUGGAUGCUGGCGGAGGACCAGGCCAGCAACACCAGCAGGGAGGACCCGGAGCGGAUAGUGAUUUGAUGAGUAGUUUUGGGCUGAAAGACGACGGUUCCCAGAUUAUGAAAGGAGGUCCUGGUAACGGAUCCGGAAUGAACAAAAACGCUGAUCCAUGCAGCAUCAAUAGCAGUGUGGCCAACAGUGGACCUGGUAUAGAUACUAUGUCAAAAGUAGGACCAGGCAUGGGCAUGGAUGGACAUCCGGAUGUGGGAAAAAUGAACCAAGGACUGCCAGGAAUGAUGUCAAACAAACCAUCGAAUAAACUGGAAUAUACACAACAGCAAAGUCAGAUCUUUGUGUUUAGCACGGCAUUGGCCAAUAAAGGAGCGGAAGCUGUAAUGAGCGGCCAGUUCAACUCGAUUAUUGCAUAUCAUUGUGCACAGAUGCAAAAGCAGAAUCGACUAGGUCCUUGUGGGCCAGAGGAUGGCGUUUCCGGGGCCAUGUCCCCGUGGAUGGACCAUGGACACGGAUCUCCGGAUCAUCACAUGCGAAUGAAUCCAGGACCGGGUCCUGGGAUGCCACCGGAUGGAGUAAAAAAAUCUGCCACAAUACACCAUACUCCCAAUUCUUGCCUGGAAAACGAUAAUUCUGUGCCAAUGUUCCCAAACGACCAUCACAUGCGAAUGGGUCCUGGAGGGCCGGAAGGUGGCCCAAUGGGAGGCAAAAAACCAGCAACAAUCCACCACACGCCUAAUCCUUGCAUGGAUCAGGACGGCUCACUUCCCAUGUACCCAAACGACGGCCAUCACAUGCGGAUGCCGGGACCCGAUGGAAUGAGUAAACCCUCGACGAUUCAUCACACUCCAAACUCCUGCAUGGACGGACCAGACCCAAAUGAAAACCAUCCCGGUGGACCCGGUGGUCAUCCUCCGGUAAUAAAAAUGGAAAAUCCAUCGCCCGGUGGUCCAGGAGGACCAGGACCUGGACCCGGGCCCGGCAGCGGUGGCGGUGGACACUCCAGCUCAACAAUUAUCGAUCAAAUGAACUCACUGGUAGCUUCCUUACCGCUGAUGAAGGGCGGCAACGUACUGUCCCAAUCGCGCGGCCAACCGCAGCCCUCGUUGCAGGGCGUCAAAGUUCCCGACGAAAACCUCACACCCCAACAGCGGCAGCACCGGGAACAGCAGCUGGCCACGAUCCGGCAGAUGCAGAAAAUGUUCUUCCCCGAGCAGCGGGCCAUGAUGGAUCCGCACGGUAUGGGCAUGCGAGCGCCGUUCCGCGGUGGCAUGGGUGGACCAGAUUUCGGAGGAGGACCCAUGAACAGGCCACUGAAUCCAGCGUUCAUGAAUACCCCGCUAGGAGCGAACGGCCCUAUGGGACCUGAUGGGCCAGGACUCGGACCGGGAAUGAUCAAUGAACAGAUUCCCCCAAUGCAAUACAACAAACCGGGCAUGAUGAAUCCCGGCAUGUACAUGGGUGGUCCCGGAGGUGGCCCCAUGGGACCAAUGGGAGGUCCGAUGGGUCCUGGUGGUGGCCCGAUGGGACCGGGAAUGGGUCCAAUGGGACCAGGAGGACCCGGAGGUCCCAUGAAUCGCAUGUACAAACCCGACCCAGAUCCGAUCUUUCCACCGAUGGGAGAAAUGGGUGGCGGAUACAAUAUGAGCAAUCACGGUGGUUCCGGACCAGGUCCGGGUAUGUUCAACCCCAAUAUGCAACGAAUGGGUAUGGCAGGUGGUCCCGGACCGGGAGGACCUGGCGGCCCGAAUAUGAUGGCAAAAAUGCCAGAUCAAGGUGGCCCGUUGCCCCAAUCGCCGCUAGUGGAUGAUGUUGAUCCUCUUAAGGCAGGGCCCCAUCAAAUGAUGCUUCCCAACGCUCCACCUCAACAAUCAGUCACCCCGGGCGCCAACGGCCCCGGUAGCAAUGGGACGGCCAACUCGCAAAAUCCUCAGAAUCCAUCAAACAAUGGCAAAUCGAAAGAGCAAUCUGUUUCCCCAGAACACCACAUGCAGCAGCAACAGCAGGGCGGACCCGGAAGCCAACAGGGUCCACCGACGCCCCAAACGCCGCAGGGAGGACUUCCGACGCCCGGCGGAGCAGGAGGUCCACUUACCCCGCAGACGUCAAUGGCGAGCACUUAAGGGUGAGUCUCUUGUUUCUUUCGUUAACUCGAAAUUGUGUUUUAAAUCUGCCUUAUGACAAAAAAAAAAAACAAAACAAGCAAACAAACAAAAAUCGGAAACAACCGAAACUGAGAGAUUGCGCGAAACAAAAAUUAAUAUCAACUGUUUAGCAAGAGACAAGUUUUUCGCGCGACAGAAUGAAUAGAAUAAAACAAAUCUAGUUAAGUGUAAAACCGUGGCUAGACAAAAAAAAAAGAAACAGAUUUAUUCAGAUUUGUAAGGAAAACGAAAAUGAAGCUCUUGUAUGUUUUCUUCCCUCCCUUUCACCAAAUCCACGAGUAGGAUUUUGCUUCCUUUUGUUUCCCAAAGGGCUGCCUGUAGCUUUGAGACUCGUACGCUAUACAGUCUUCCGAUAGAAAAACGAUUACUCAAUUGACUAUCCCCGUAAUAUGCUAAUGAUUUCAUUGUCUAUUCUUCUGAAACUCUUUUAUACUUUUAUAUUUCAAUUUGAUCUUUUCAAAUCGGUUAGCCUUUGUAGAAUUCUUUAUUCUUCUGUUUGAAAUUUGACUAGAACAGAUUAGAUUUUUUUUUACAAAUUGAUAGUGUACGAUUCUCUAAUAGGCACUUCUCAUUGCUUAGCUUUUAACUAAAAGAGAUAAUCAAGUAUAAGUCAAUUACUAUUUCUGGUACUGCGUAACAGUUUCACACACUCGAAGGUAGACAUGAUUUUGUUUUUAUUUUUACCCUAAAAAUAACUCUUGUAAACCUCAUUUCUCAAUCAGAGCUUCGUGGUAGCUUAAAAAUAUAAUUUCAUUGUGAUGCAGAUGAUUAUCUCUCUUGGAUGAAAAGCUGUUUCAAAUCAAAACCUCCCAUUUAGGAAAACAAAACGACACCGAAAGAUGUGUUUUCAGAACAAGGAAAACGCAUCCAUAAAAUAAAAUAUGGAAAACAAACUUUCCCAACAAUCAGAUUGUGUAGAGACACCCGUUGAUUCCUUAUUGUUUGCUGGAGUUUCUUUUUUCCUCCCUCCGUAUCUUCUGUUAAUCGAUGACUGUCGGUUAACGAAUGAUUGGUCACGCGUAACCCUUUUCUUCAUUCAUGGACCUGCGUCUUUUGUCGAAAAUCUUUCUUUCGUUCUUGAGUAUACUUGUAAGACUAACACACGUACACACAACAACAACACACACACACAUACAGAAAGAUAAGAAUAAUAACAGUUAAAUAAUAAAAUAAAACGUGUAAUAAUUUUAAA
This is a messenger RNA of Uranotaenia lowii, 3535 nucleotides long. RefSeq names its product collagen alpha-1(III) chain-like. Lineage: Eukaryota; Metazoa; Arthropoda; Insecta; Diptera; Culicidae. The annotation marks the transcript as partial. The record is from RefSeq and is a predicted model, not a curated record. The transcript has 2 exons.